Messenger RNA from Aspergillus glaucus CBS 516.65, 1585 nucleotides. RefSeq lists its product as uncharacterized. The coding region runs from base 227 to 1186 and encodes 319 amino acids. Lineage: Eukaryota; Fungi; Ascomycota; Eurotiomycetes; Eurotiales; Aspergillaceae. The transcript has a single exon. The record is from RefSeq and is a predicted model, not a curated record.
GGAGCGUCUACACUCUCGUUAUGAAAUAAGAAACAACCUUCUCUGCUUUCCCUCUUCUUGUUUCUUGCUCUUACAACUCCCUGUUUCCUUCGUGCUUUCGUUUAACCGAUCGCUUCCAAGCGUUUUGCAGCGUCUCAACUUUCGUUUCAUCGCCUUUCACCUCUUUACCAUUAACGCAUCUUUCUGUGCCCGGACAGCAAACUCUCUUUUUAUCUGCUUGGGAAUCAUGCUUGUGACCGACACCACGGACACCAGGAACGGCGGUACGGACCCCAGCAAUGACAGCGUCAAUCCUGAUGGCAAUACCACCAAUGUGGACGAGGGCGAGGAUGCCACUGCUACUGCGCCAGCCACUCAGCUUCCUAUUCCACCCGCUACUCCGUCUGCACCUUGUCAAGGUCUUCCAACUGUUCAUUCCGAGUCCCCUUGUCGUUAUACCCCAACGAUGCCUCGUCACAAUCGUGUCGCCUCUGCUGGUCUUCGUAUCACCAUUCCUGACGACAGCGAUUAUUACACUUAUGCUCUUUGUCGCCCACCUGGCUGUGUUUAUCCUAUCUCCAUGCCCACGGGUCCAGAGUUCUUCCAGUUUAUUCCGGGACCUAUGCUCCCAUACCAAGGUUUCCAAUACUCAAUUCCUCAUGUCGGCGUCAUCCCAGGAUCUAUUCCCCCUGAUGGAUCUAUUCAUCCCAUCGCUGCGCCUACGGACUCAGUGUCCCCUCUUUCUCUACCGGAACCUAUGCUUCCACACUCAGUUCCUUAUAUCGGUUCUAUGCUUCCUGCUGGAUCUAUACUCGUUACAAUGGAUGACACGUCGAUAAUCAUACCCGCGUCACCAUUUUCACAGGGUAUCGUGCUGGGCUCCACACUAUGGAUGGCGAUGUUGAACUUCCCACAAGCUCCUCUUGCCAGCUCGGACUUUGCCACUUUUUCGCAAUCCCAGGCGGUUCCUCCGGUCCAGGAUGAUUCGUCUUCUCAGCGGCAACCGAAUGAACAUGUCUCACCCCCAGAACAGCGAGCAUAUAAACCCCAGCAUACCGCUCCAAAGCGAAAAUUCAGCUUUGUUGAGCCUAUAGUAACACCGGAUUUUGUGGCAAACCCCGAUAAUCACGGCAGAUGGGAGGUUGACGAUUAUGGCAGGUGGUAUCUCUUAAAUGUGUCGAGCAAUAAAAAACGACGUAUUCGAUAGCAGGCUGGACUGCAAGCCGGGUUUCUUUACCUUCUUUUCGGAAUCAUGAUACGGACUUUUAUUGCAUUGUUCUUUAUUGGGAUUAGAUUUCUUCUGGCUCGGUUCAUUUUAGGUACUUGUUACUAUACAAGGCGUUCAAGGGUUGGGAAAAUGCCGGUCGUUAGCUAGUUAUCCUGGGGCUGUGGCGGCAUUGGUUCUGGUGUUUUAUGUUUUCUGUUUAAAAGAGGAAAGAAAUGAUGGUCAUUAAAUAAAUUUAGAUAGCUUAGAUAGAUCACUACAAUCGAAGCAGGGCUUCAAGUCAAUUCACAGGCAUCUUCCAUGGAAAUUCAAGUGCAUCCCUAGCCAAGUCACACAACUAUGCAAGCAUGAAUGGCAAUCCCCGAAUUAGAAAAGAAGACU